AAUGGUUGAGUUGAAGGUGGUAUUACUCAGAUGGGCUCCUCUGUUAAAUUGAAGUUCUUCACACACAACACACACACACACACACACUCACAGACACAGAGGUAUGGCAUCAGCCCAGCAGUGGUCAGAGCUUCCAAGGGAAUUGUUAGAGAAGGUUGCAAAGAGCCUUCAUCUAUAUGCUGAUUAUGUUCGAUUUCGAGCGGUUUGUGUUUCAUGGGAAUCUGCUUUACCAAAGACUCCAAUUCACUUACCUAGACAACUACCACUGUUAAUGCUCCCUUAUGAUCAGGGAAGUAAUAAACCCAAUGAAUUCUUCAGUAUCAAUGAGAACAAAUCCUAUUCCCUUAACUUUCCCAAUGAGUUCCAUAGCAAGUUCUUCCGUGGAUCCAGCCAUGGUUGGCUUGUUAUAGUUGAUAGAACUCCCUCCAUUUGCCUAUUCAAUCCUUUCACCAAAGCCCACAUAGAGCUUCCUUCCUUGUCAAACUCUAAUGGUUUUGAAUCUUUGUAUAAGAUUGUGUUACAGUCACCUCCCUUUUCAUCUAAUUUCAUGGCCAUAGCCAUAAUUGGGGAUCGCCAAAGACAUCUUUUUUUUGGUUGGAGGGGUCGUUUGAAAUUGGCAUUCUGCAGAUGUGGAGACAAUAGAUGGACUUCAUUGAAGGAAAGGACUCCUAGUGCAGGUAAUUACAUAGAUGUCAUAUUCUAUAAGAAGCAACAAAUCAUUGCUGCAAAAUCAAAUGGACUAUUUGAAAUCAUGGACAUUACUGGUGGCAAUGGAAAUUCUACUCCUAAGAUUAAGGUUAUCCAGAUACUGAGACCACCGGAUUCAGUUCCUCUUGAUCAUAAUUUGUAUCUGGUGGAGUCUAACGAUGAAUUGUUGGUCGUUAGUCGGUCGGUGCUAGUGUCUGAAUGCAGAGAUUAUGAUUACAGAACAACUGGGUUUUCUGUUUAUAAGCUGGAUUUGAUCAAGAACAGCAGUGGCAGCUUCAGCUACAAGUGGUCUGAGGUGAAGAGCCUAGGUGACAGGAUUUUGUUUCUGGGUUUGGAUCCAUCUUCUUCUUUUGUGGCCAGUGAUUUCCCUGGAUGUAAAGGGAAUUGCAUAUAUUUCACUGAUGAUCUAUGGGAUUGUCCAUUGGAGGGGGGUACCAGUAGGGGAUCUGAUGUUGCUUUGUUCGAUAUGGGUGAUCGAUGGAUCAAGCCAUUGCCAUGCUACCCUAGAGAACUCAAUUGGCCACCGCCAAUUUGGAUCACACCCAGUCCAAUUUAAUCUAUAUCAAGUUCUGUGAAUUGAUGUUAACUAUAAGUAGAUUAAACUCUUAUGACAUUUUGAUAAACAAAUAGAUGAGUUAUACUUUUGUAUAUUCUUUCUGGUUAUUUAUUUCUGUCAGUGAACAUGUCUGAUUCAUGUAAUUUUAGUGAAAACAAGAAUGCCUGUUUUCAAAUCUGUACAGUAAUGUGAAAUGUGAAAGGAUUUGGUGACAA
Molecule: messenger RNA, 1479 nt
Organism: Macadamia integrifolia
Lineage: Eukaryota; Viridiplantae; Streptophyta; Magnoliopsida; Proteales; Proteaceae
Product: F-box protein At2g26160-like
Exons: 1
Coding region: 104-1264 (386 amino acids)
Source: RefSeq, a predicted model, not a curated record